GACGAAAAUUUACGUCUAAUUUUUGAUAAUAUUAAUGUAUGGAAUGAAUUUACCAAUCGUUCACGGACUUUUACUAAGUUAGAAUUUAACGCGCAACUUUCAACAAGAAAAUUCACUGGCUUAUUCAGAAAUCCCGAAUUAACUUCACCAAAAGGUUUUCAGAAAGAAGCUGAAAAGGCAGUAAGGAGGGUAAAAUUACUGAUAAAUAGAAUUGUCAAUGCUAAUACCGAUGAGGAACUGAAGAAGGUGGUCAAGAAUUUGGAUAGAUUGUCUGAUGUACUUUGUUCAGUAAUUGACACAGCUGAGUUUGUGCGAACGGUUCAUCCUGAUCAAAAGUUUUCUCAGGAAGCCAAUCGAAUUUAUGAAUAUUUAUGCUCAUUUAUGAAUUCAUUGAAUACCAAUAGGGAAUUAUAUCAGGUAUUGAAACGAGUAAUGUCAACGCCCAGCAUUUAUUCACAAUUCUCUUCAGAAGAACGUCAAGUAGCUCAUAUUUUUUUGAGAGAUUUUGAAAAAUCUGGGAUACAUCUUCCUUCAUCAGAUCGAGUUAAAUUUGUGCAAUUAUCAGAUAAGAUUAUUGCACUCGGUCGUAAGUUCACACACAGUCAACCAUCGAAAUCAACAAAAAUAAUCGAAGUAGAGGCUUCACGUCUUGAUGGAUUGUACACCGGAUGUUCCACAAGGAAUGGUGAUACUGCUAGGUUAUCCACUAAGCCUUGGGAAGCCCAAAUGAUUUUGAAACUUAUAAAAGACGAAAAUAUUAGAAAGGAAAUGUUCAUUGCUUCGAAUUCAGCCACAAAAGAACAAACUGAUUUAUUAGAAAAUUUGUUGCGUACAAGAGGAGAGUUAGCAAGAUUGCUAGGAAUGGAUAGUUAUAGUCACAUCUUUCUUAUAGACAAGAUGGCUCUUGCUGACCUUUACCUCCUGAAAAGAGCCAAACGACAAGAAAUUAAGUGCAAAGAAUUACCAACUGUUAAUGCUUGGGACCGGGACUAUUAUACUGAAAAAGUAAAAGCCUCUUUAACGCAGCCUAUGACCCCCAUAUCUCCUUAUUUUUCUGUUGGUUCUGUGAUUCAAGGCUUAUCAAGACUGUUCUCCAAACUAUACGGUAUUUCAUUUGAACCUUCUGAAAUAUUACCUGGAGAAACAUGGCAUGAUGAUGUUCGUAAGCUUAAUGUAAUUGAUGAACAAGAAGGAAUGAUUGGAACAAUUUAUUGUGAUCUUUUUAAUCGACAUGGCAAAUAUUUAAACGCGGCUCAUUAUACAGUAAGAUGUUCUAGACGUGUUGAUGAUGACGACAGCAUUGGAGACAUUCCUCCCGACAUGGAUGUUUCGGAAAUAGGAGAAUUGGCAACACCAGAACAAGGGGUAAGACUUCAUGGUAGGAACGGAAGAUAUCAAUUACCUAUCAUUGUGCUUACAUGCGACUUUGCAAAACAAAAAGGAGAUGGUAAACCUUGUCUGUUAAGCUUAGUUGAAGCUGAGACUCUCUUCCAUGAAAUGGGGCAUGCUAUGCAUUAUUUUGUGGAGUUACCUUCAAUACUUAUGGAGCAUUUUGUUUAUUCACCUACUGUACUAGCGCUUUUUGCAAAACAUUAUGAUACCCGAAAGCCCAUACCAAUAGACCUUAUUAACUCACAUCUUAAAGCACGCACCCAAUUUUCAGCUAUGGAGACACAAUAUCAAAUUCUAAUAGCAUUAUUAGAUCAAAUUUAUCAUUCCACAUUGGCUAUGUCUCCUGACUUUGAUACUACUGCUAUUUUAGCUAACCUUCAGGAUAGCGUUGGACUAUUUCCUUCAGUUCCCGGAACUGCAUGGCAGAUUCAAUUUGGGCAUUUAUUUGGUUAUGGUGCAGGGUAUUAUAGCUACCUUUUUUGUCGAAUACUAGCUGGCAAAUUAUGGAAACAAGUAUUUGAAAAAGAUCCGUUAGACAGAGAAGCAGGACAAAGGUUCCGAGAUGAGGUGCUACGAUGGGGUGGAUCUCGGGAUCCAUGGUUGUGUGUUGGUAAAGCUUUACGAGAUGAAAAGAUCGCAGUUGGUGAUAGUAAAUCAGUUUCUUUGGUUGGAGA
Messenger RNA from Racocetra fulgida, 2066 nucleotides. NCBI's taxonomy places the organism in Eukaryota, Fungi, Glomeromycota, Glomeromycetes, Diversisporales, Gigasporaceae. The record is from the annotation of a GenBank genome assembly.